This is a messenger RNA of Hordeum vulgare subsp. vulgare (domesticated barley), 1149 nucleotides long. RefSeq names its product probable indole-3-pyruvate monooxygenase YUCCA10. The record is from RefSeq and is a predicted model, not a curated record. The coding region runs from base 1 to 1149 and encodes 382 amino acids. Lineage: Eukaryota; Viridiplantae; Streptophyta; Magnoliopsida; Poales; Poaceae. Gene Ontology annotation, molecular function: monooxygenase activity; flavin adenine dinucleotide binding. The transcript is spliced from 4 exons.
AUGGAGAAUGUUGUCGUGCUGAUUGUUGGUGCUAGGCCAGCAGGGCUCGCAACGGCGGCAUGCCUUAGCAAGUUCUCAAUUCCCUAUGUCAUCGUCGAGCGCCAGGAUUGCAGCGCGUCACCUUGGUGCAAGCGGGCGUACGAUCGCCUCAAGCUGCAUCUUGCAAAGGAGUUUUGUGAGUUGCCACACAUGUCAUACCUGGUAGAUGCACCAACUUACAUACCAAAAAACACAUUUGUGAAGUACUUGGAUGACUAUAUUGAGCGUUUCAAUAUCCAACCAAAGUAUCUUACUAAUGUGGAGUCAUCGACAUAUGACAAUGACAAAAAACGUUGGUCCAUCGUGGCACAUGACAUGACAACGUGCACAAUAGUCAAGUUCAGAGCAAAGUUUCUUGUCGUGGCAAGUGGUGAGAAUAGUGCAGAGAAUAUCCCAAUGAUCCUUGGGCUGCAAAGUUUUCCUGGUGAUGUCAUCCACUUCUCAAGCUACAAGUCAGGAAAGAGUUACUCUGGCAAGAAUGUAUUGGUCGUUGGAUCUGGCAACUCCGGGAUGGAAAUCUCUUAUGACCUUGCGACCCAUGGUGCCAAUACUUCGAUCGUUAUACGAAGUCCGAUUCAUGUGAUGACGAAGGAAUUAAUCCGCUUGGGGAUGACACUUGCUCAACGUCUUCCACUGAAUCUUGUGGAUAACCUCCUUGUGAUGUCAGCAAAAUUCAUAUUUGGGGACCUAUCGAGGCAAGGCAUCACAAGGCCAAAAAUGGGCCCAAUGACCCUCAAGUCAGCAACCGGCAAAUCCGCAGUGAUUGAUGUUGGCACUGUUGGGUUAAUCAAAAAGGGUAUCAUCAAAGUUCAAGGGGGUAUCAGUAAGAUCAUGGGCAACAUAGUUGAAUUUCAAUGUAGUAAAGAAAUCUCAUUUGAUGCGAUUGUGUUUGCAACUAGAUACAAAAGCACGGCAAACAUAUGGCUCAAGGAUGGUGAGAGCAUGUUAAACGGCAAUGGACUGCCCAUAAAGGAAUAUCCAAAUCAUUGGAAAGGUGAAAAUGGACUUUACUGUGCUGGGUUAGCUAGGAGAGGAUUGGCUAGCAUUGCAGUAGAUGCCAAGAAUAUCGCUAAUGAUAUCAUAUAUGUGAUGGGCUCUGGGUCGAGCUAA